CUCGAGACCUCACGGUAAAUAAAGUCCUUUCUCUGGUUGGAGAUGUAGUUUCUCCAUCGGCGUCAAAGCAAGAAGACUACAUUUCCCAGGGGGCCGCGGGGCUGCCUGGCAGCUUGGGGGCGGUGCCUCACGUCUGGUACAGUCACCCCAAACCUCUCCGGCGGGACUGUGAUGGCUGGGGAGAUGACGAUCCUAGGAUCAGCUGUUUUGACUCUCCUGUUGGCUGGCUAUUUGUCACAACAGUAUUUACCAUUGCCUACUCCCAAAGUGAUUGGCAUUGACCUUGGCACCACCUAUUGCUCUGUUGGGGUAUUUUUUCCUGGCACAGGAAAAGUAGAGGUCAUUCCAGAUGAAAAUGGGCAUAUCAGCAUACCCAGCAUGGUGUCUUUUACUGACCAUGACGUUUAUGUGGGGCAUGAAAGUUUGGAGCUGGCAGAUUCAAAUCCUCAGAACACAAUUUAUGAUGCCAAAAGAUUCAUAGGCAAGGUCUUUACCCCAGAGGAACUGGAGGCUGAAAUUGGCAGGUACCCAUUUAAGGUUUUAAACAAAAAUGGAAUGGUUGAGUUUUCUGUGACAAGUAAUGAGACGAUCACCGUUUCCCCAGAAUAUGUUGGCUCUAGACUGUUAUUGAAAUUAAAGAAAAUGGCAGAGGAAUAUCUCGGGAUGCCAGUUGCCAAUGCUGUUAUAUCUGUACCAGCAGAAUUUGAUCUAAAACAGAGAAAUUCAACAAUCGAAGCUGCUAAACUUGCAGGCCUGAAGAUCUUAAGGGUAAUAAAUGAACCCACAGCGGCAGCUAUGGCCUAUGGUCUCCACAAGGCUGAUGUCUUUUACGUCUUGGUUAUAGAUUUGGGCGGAGGAACUCUAGAUGUUUCAUUGCUGAACAAACAAGGAGGAAUGUUUCUAACCCGGGCAAUGUCUGGAAACAACAAACUUGGAGGACAGGACUUCAAUCAGAGAUUGCUUCAGUACUUAUACAAACAGAUCUAUCAAACAUACGGCUUCCUACCCUCUAGGAAAGAGGAAAUUCACAGAUUAAGACAAGCUGUGGAAAUGGUCAAAUUAAAUCUGACUCUUCAUCAGUCUGCCCAGAUGUCAGUGUUACUAACAGUAGAGGAAGAGGACAAGAAGGAACCUCAGAGUGGUGCUACUCAACUGCCAAAAGACAGACUGUCCCCAGAAGAUGGCCACCAUCUGAACAGCAUGUCGGGAGCUGGCCUUUCUGAAAAGAAAAGUGGAGAAAGUCAGGUUUUAUUUGAGACAGAAAUAUCACGGCAGCUCUUUGAUAGCCUUAAUGAAGAUCUCUUCCAGAAAAUACUGGUACCCAUUCAGCAAGUAUUAAAAGAAGGCCACCUGGAGAAGACUGAGAUUGAUGAGGUGGUUUUGGUUGGGGGCUCUACUCGUAUUCCUAGAAUCCGCCAAGUCAUUCAAGAGUUCUUUGGAAAGGAUCCCAACACUUCUGUAGACCCUGACCUGGCAGUGGUGACGGGAGUGGCCAUCCAAGCAGGGAUCGAUGGAGGUUCUUGGCCUCUCGAAGUCAGUGCUUUAGAAAUUCCCAAUAAGCAUUUACAAAAGACUAACUUCAACUGAAUUAUGGAGGAAUGAUUAUUAUUUGUGACCUUGUCUGAUGAAUCCUUUUUAUCAGACCACAUCCUCUUAAAAAAAAAAAAAAAGUUCCUAAACUAUCUUAAAAAUUUACCUGAAAGGCAACAUUCAGAAAUACCAAAAUUUAUGUAACAUUUGUUUUAGGCUUGAAUGUGACCAGAUUGGUCCUAUUUAAUUUUGGAGAAAUCCCAUAACAACAAAUACUUUCAAAAUGAUAGAAUUGAGAUAAAACUUCCUAACAGGAGCACAGGUGGCUAUGUUUUCUGGAUUCUGGAAGAAGAUACCACAUGCACUUAAAAUUAUAUUCUGUAAACAUUGCCUAGUGCCAAUUAUAGGAUUCCCAGUUCUUACUAAAUUGUCUUAGCAGGAGCUGGUAAUUUAUUUACUUGGUUAUCACAUGUAACUAAUAAUUUAAACUAUACUUGAAGGACAGUGUUGAUAUCAGGUAUUUGCAUUGGCUGGGAGAUAGCAGUAUUAUUAAUAUAAGCUGCACAUGUAAUAUUAACUGCCAUACAACAAAAUUACUUUCACAAAUUCAGUAUUCCAUUAUGUGUCCUAUUCAUGUAAUCUGCAUUAUCCCAAGUUUUAAAAUAUAGUGGAUCAAUUUUUCUUUCCAAAAUUUUAAUACCAGGUCAUAGAAAUAACCCAAUUUAUGUAUUCUAGAUCCUUCAUCUGCUAUGCAUCAUUCUCUGCUUGGAUUUCCAUGAUUCUGCCUGAUAAACAAUGAGGUUUUUUUAAUUGUAUUUUUAAAACAUGUUAAUGUCACAAUGAAAGCCAUCAUUACUAUCACUUUUUUGUUAUUCAAGACUUUUGCAGACAUUGGUAAACAACAAUAAUUGGCCACAGUAUUUGUUUUAUAUUUUUCUUUUUGUUUCUUUAUUUUCAGUAAGCCUAGGAGAAUGUAGCUUGCAUUUGAUUAAGUUUCACUGAGAUUUUCCCCCAUAUUUAAGUUUUGAAUGAGAAAAAAUAUGCUCAUUUAUCAAAAACCUUGCUAGCAUUCCCUACUAUUCAUUUUAAACUAGUCACAUUUGAACUGUGUUUAGCCUUAAGGUUAGUGUGUGAUGACAGAAAAAAAAAUCCAAGGAUAUUGGAAAUCAUGUGGAGAUUUAAUGUGGAAGGAAGUGGAAAACUUUCCACCAAUCAGUACUUGCAGCAGUUUUGUUUUGCUCUGUUUCCUUUUAGAAAAGCUACAGGGACCAAAAAAGAAAAUAACAGUUUUGUUUCUGUGAUACCUGUAUUAUCUGAAGUAUUUUUAGAUACUUAAUAGAGUCAUGUUUCAUAUCAUUCAAAAAUUAUACUCGAGUCAAACAUUUUUGUUAAAGUGUCUGCUUUAUCCAUUGUUGAAUUAAAAAAAGAUGUUGAGUUUUCAAUCACUGAAAAAGAACUAAGCAAACUUAUUUCAGCAACAUCAGAACAUAGCUUCUCAAUAAAAAGUUGAAUGUUAAUAUUUGUUGCAGAUCUAAAAAAAAGCUUUCUUAGCAAUGCAAUUGCUAUUCAAAAUAAACUUCAAACACUUGUGUACAGAAAAUGUCUGAAGUAGGUAGAUAGAAAAAGUAAGAUAUUUGUUGACAUAUUUUAGGACUAAUGGAGAAAUGCCAAAGAUGAAUCCUUCACUGCAUUAUGAAAAUAUUCAAAGUGUUCUUUUGGACUUCAUAUAAAUCUUUAGUAAAUUUUAGAAUUGAUAAAAGAUCUUUUUAUGAAAGUCUUCGAAAGUUUAAUUUAUUAGAAUCUUCACAUACAAUAUCAGCUUAAACCUAAAGCAUUUUAAGAUUUUUUUAAAACUUGAAUUUCUCCAAUAUAUGAGAUAGUUUAGGACAAUUUGUUAACACUUUUUAGAGAAAGCAGUUUGCCAAAUAGGAUUGUGAAUCUCAUACUCUGAAACUGGAAUUUAAGUAAUUGAUUGCAUCUGAAAAUUAUAAUGGCAGUGUUGGAACUGGGGGCAAUAGUUCAGCAUAUUCUCUAUAGUUACACCUUUAAAAGAUGAAGUAAUGUCUGCCUUCAGUCAUAGUUUAGGAGGCUAUAUAUAUAAAUAGACAUGACAUCAAUGUAGUUCAUUUAAAAGAUAAAAGUGCAUACUGAAAGUGAUCAUUUAUGCAUAAUAAUCUGAAGACACUUCAUAAAACUACAUUUGGUUGUACAUCCAGCUAGUGUAUUUGGUGGUACGUAACUUUUAAAAUACUAACUGUUUUGUAUGAUUAGACUGUGAAUGAGUAAUUUAUUUGUAUCAGGAAUGUUUUGGUACUGUGUUUUCACCCAAACCACUGAUGUAUCUACAGAUACUGCUGUGUAUAUAACAUGUAUUGUGCAUAACAGACUGUGCCUCUUAAAUUUGUGUUCAUACAGGUCAUUCAUAUUUUAAUGUAAAUAAAUAUGACUUUGCAAUUUGUUUUAAA
Molecule: messenger RNA, 3995 nt
Organism: Phyllostomus discolor (pale spear-nosed bat)
Lineage: Eukaryota; Metazoa; Chordata; Mammalia; Chiroptera; Phyllostomidae
Gene: HSPA13
Product: heat shock protein family A (Hsp70) member 13
Exons: 5
Coding region: 172-1587 (471 amino acids)
Biological process (GO): vesicle-mediated transport; cellular response to unfolded protein; protein refolding
Cellular component (GO): nucleus; cytosol; plasma membrane
Molecular function (GO): misfolded protein binding; ATP binding; ATP-dependent protein folding chaperone
Source: RefSeq, a predicted model, not a curated record